UUCGACCCACGACACACGAACGACACACGAGUCACGACCCACAAGACGCACGAGAUACUCACGAUGGACACCAAGUUUUUGGUGCUCCUGGCCCUGGUCGCCUCGGCCACUGCUGGGCCCCUUUCAGUUCAAGAAUCCGACAGAUGCUCCGAGACAUGCGAAGACAACGGCAAGUUCAAGUACAACCCUGGAUAUAUCUACACCUACGACUACCAAGUGGACACCGCGACCAGCAUGUCCGGCGCCUCCGAGGACACGGCCAGACUGACCAUCCAGACCAGCGCUGACGUGGAAGUUAUCGGUCCCUGUGAGUUCGCCCUACGACUCCGGGACACCAGACUGCUCCACUCGGACAACGCCGGACACAUGAAGGCUGCCCACAGAGAAGAACAAUUUCGCCGAGGUGUAGAGGCCUCCGAGCUGAGGUUUUCCUUCCAAAACGGCGUCGUGGCUCAAAUCUGUUCCGGCCAAUCCGAGGAUGCCUGGGUGACCAACUUCAAGAAGGGAAUUCUCUCCAGCUUCCAGAACAGCAUGGAUGACCUGACGAAGGCCCAGAAUCUUACAGAGACUGACGUUGCCGGCGAGUGCCGCACCGAGUACAAACUGGUCAGCGACGGCUACUACAGCAUCAGUAUCAAGAAGAGCAAGGACAUUCUGAGCUGUACCAAACGUCACCAGUACAAGACCAUGCUGCAGAUGUCUCCUUACAAUGUACCCUCUGAGAUUCAGUCCCUCCCGAUCAUGAAGACCACACACGAGUGUGAGCAGGACAUCCAGAAGGCCGGAGUUCUCAAGUCCAGCACGUGCACUGAGACUCACGUCUACAGGCCCUUCGCCAACGGAAACAAUGGAGGGAUGACCGAGGUCAAGCAGACCUUGACCUUCAAAACGUCACAAUCUGGCGUCAGAUCUCGCCCAGGUAACGACAAACAAAAAAAUGAGAUUCAGUCCCUCCCGAUCAUGAAGACCACACACGAGUGUGAGCAGGACAUCCAGAAGGCCGGAGUUCUCAAGUCCAGCACGUGCACUGAGACUCACGUCUACAGGCCCUUCGCCAACGGAAACAAUGGAGGGAUGACCGAGGUCAAGCAGACCUUGACCUUCAAAACGUCACAAUCUGGCGUCAGAUCUCGCCCAGCCACCAUCAGAAGUAAAGACACUCUGGUCUUUGACCACUCUGCUAGCCUGCCAGACACCAAGAUGGCCCGUGUGGAGGCGGACAGACGUCUGCGUGACAUCUGUGCCACGUCCCAGCAAGACGUCAGAUCAGAGUCCCCACGCCAGUUCUCCGAGUUGGUCAGUGCCAUGCGGUCACUCUCCCAGAAGGACCUGGAGGAUCUGCUCAAACUGCUCAAGACCAAAUCCCUCUGCCCAGAGAACGAGAAGACCUACAAAUUCUUCUUGGAUGCUCUGCCCCUGACUUCCACUGGCGCUUCUGUGAAACUGAUGACGUCACUGAUCACCGACAAAGAUGUGAAGGGCAUGCUAGCUCAGGCCUGGAUCACUUCUUUGGGUUUCGUUCAAGCCCCGACAUCUGAUAUGCUUCUCAAUGCUAAGACCCUGGUGGACAGUGAGCACACAAGAGCGGAGUCCCUCCUGCCUGUCUCCUCCAUGGUCAACAACUACUGCAGGAAGAUGACGUCAUGUGACCAGGACUACGCCGUGCUCAGCGUUAUGGCCUCCCUAGAGAAGGACAUUGGCUACUACUGUGACGCUUCUGGAAAGAAUUUUGAAAAGGUCCUCCUGUCACUGAGAGCCAUCGGGAACGCCGGACACGCCACCCGGGCCGCUGACGUCACCAACAGGUGUCUGAGCGCCACUUCCAACCCGCUGGAGAUCCGGGUGGUCGCUGCUGAAGCCUUCAGACGGAUGCCUUGUGGCGCUAAGGACACAGAGCUGUGGAACACUUACGAGAACGGUGACCUUGACUCCGAACUCCGAGUGGCCGCCUAUCUAGCCCUGAUGCGCUGUCCCAGUGACGCAAUCCUGGGCAAAAUGGCCGCCAGUCUGGUCAACGAGGAAGAUGAACAGAUCGGAGCCUUUGUCUACAGCCACUUGACCAACCUGAGAGAGACCUCAGACCCACACAAACAAGACGUAGCACGUGCUGUGAAAAACCUCGCCCUAGACAAGGAGUUUGACCUGAACACCCUCAAGUUUUCCCGGAACUUCGAGGCUUCCACACUUAUCAACAAACUGAACACAGGAUUCACGGCCGAGAGCAACCUCGUCUGGUCCAGCGUCUCCCAGAUGCCCAGAUCUGUCACCGGAAAUCUGACCAUUGAUCUGUUCGGUCAAGCCAUCAACUUGAUGGACUUUGGCGCUCGUCUGGAAGGGUUGGAGUACCUCAUGAAGAAUCUUUUCGGACCCUACAUGCCAGAAGAGCAGAAAUUCAAGGUAUUACCUGAGCAUGAUCAAAGUGUGGUUAGUUUAAUAUCUUUGAAGCAAAGAGUUUUUGACAGUUUUGGUUUUCAAGACAUAAUAUAAAGCACCACAUGAUUGUUACAAGUCUGCAAAUAUUGCGAGAAACAAAGCAUCCUAUGUUGACUUGUAGCUUUAAAAAAAUUAAAAACACGACUUCACUGUUAUGGGAAUAGCAAAUGCAGUACGUUAACUAAUAUGAUCCAUUACUUCAUUGUCAAGAGAAUAGUAUUUGCAACAAGCGUUCAUGUAUUUUUGAAAGUAACACAGCAACUACAACAACA
Messenger RNA from Aplysia californica (California sea hare), 2705 nucleotides. RefSeq names its product apolipophorins-like. Gene Ontology annotation, biological process: lipid transport. NCBI's taxonomy places the organism in Eukaryota, Metazoa, Mollusca, Gastropoda, Aplysiida, Aplysiidae. The record is from RefSeq and is a predicted model, not a curated record. Gene Ontology annotation, molecular function: lipid carrier activity. The transcript is spliced from 13 exons. The coding region runs from base 64 to 2487 and encodes 807 amino acids.